CUUCAUGCUUUAGUGUGUGGGUUGAAGCCAUAACCAGGCUAAUGUCCCCGUCUAUAGAUUCAUGCUAACACAAUGGAGUCUGUGAGUGUAAACAUUUAAAGCUAUUGCACACUUUUCUGGGUCUAAAGUGGUAAAUCAUGGCGGUUCCCAUGGAAACUCAGCUCCAGAGUAUAUUCGAGGAUGUAGUGAAGACGGAGGUCAUCGAGGAGGCGUUUGCUGGGAUGUUCAUGGACACUCCGGAAGAUGAGCGAACCAAACUGAUCAGCUGUUUAGGAGCUUUCCGGCAGUACUGGGGCUCCCUCCCUCAGGACUCCCAUGAGCAGUGUGUGCAGUGGAUCGUACGCUUCAUACACAGCCAGCACAGCCCCAAACGCAUCUCCUUCCUCUAUGACUGCUUAGCCAUGGCGGUGGAGACCAGCCUGCUGACUCCCAAGAUGGUGUGUCAGGCUCUGAUUGGCUCUGAAACUCUGGAGUGGGAGCGCACUCAGCUCUGGUGUCUGACCUUCAAACUCAUCCGGAAGAUAAUCGGCGGUGUGGAUUAUAAGGGUGUGAGGGACUUGCUGAAGGCUGUGCUGGAUAAAAUACAGACCAUCCCGAUCCUGGUGAGCUCUGCAGUGGUGCAGCAGCUCCUCCCUGCACGAGAGGUGGUGGAGUACAUCCUGGACAGGAACGCGUGUCUCCUGCCUGCUUAUUUUGCCGUGACUGAGAUCCGGAAGCUUUAUCCAGAGGGACAGAUCUCACACUGGCUUUUAGGAAGCCUGAUAUCAGACUUUGUAGACAGCUUUCGUCCCACCGCAAGGAUCAACUCCAUUUGUGGUCGCUGUAGUCUCCUUCCUGUGGUGAAUAACUCAGGAGCGAUUUGUAACUCGUGGAAACUCGACCCUGCCACACUGCGCUUCCCUCUGAGGGGCAUGCUGCCCUACGAUAAGGACCUGUUCGAACCACAGACGGGUUUGCUGAGGUACGUGUUGGAGCAGCCGUACUCCAGAGACAUGGUGUGCAACAUGCUCGGCCUUAACAAACAGACCCUGAACAUUGCUCAGCACAAGCAGCGAUGCCCCGUGCUGGAGGAGCAGCUCGUCGACCUGGUGGUGUAUGCCAUGGAGCGCUCGGAGACGGAGGAGCAGUUCGACGACGGCGGCACCAGCCAGCUGCUGUGGCAACAUCUGUCCAGUCAGCUUAUCUUCUUCGUUCUGUUCCAGUUCGCCAGCUUCCCUCACAUGGUGCUGUCACUGCAUCAGAAGCUGGCUGGUCGUGGUCUGAUUAAAGGUAGAGAUCACCUGAUGUGGGUUCUGCUGCAGUUUAUUUCCGGCAGCAUCCAGAAGAACGCUCUGGCCGACUUCCUCCCGGUCAUGAAGCUGUUCGAUCUGCUUUACCCUGAGAAAGAGUGUAUUCCAGUACCAGACAUCAACAAGCCUCAGUCCACACACGCCUUCGCCAUGACCUGCAUCUGGAUCCAUCUGAACCGCAAAGCUCAGAACGACAACUCCAAACUGCAGAUCCCCAUCCCACACUCUCUGAAACAGCACCACGAGUUUCUGCAGCAGAGUCUGCGCAAUAAGAGCCUUCCCAUGACCGACUACAAGAUCGCUCUGCUGUGUAACGCUUACUCCACCAACUCUGAGUGCUUCACACUGCCCAUGGGGGUCCUGGUGGAGACCAUCUAUGGGAACGGUACGGUGCGCAUCACACUGCCAGGGACCAACUGCAUGGCCUCGUGUUCCACCACACCACUGCCCAUGAACCUGCUCGACUCACUCACCGUCCACGCCAAGAUGAGUCUGAUCCACAGUAUAGCCACACGGGUCAUCAAACUGGCCCACGCCAAGUCCAGCAUCGCUCUAGCGCCGGCGCUGGUGGAGACGUACAGCCGCCUGCUGGUCUACAUGGAGAUCGAGUCGCUCGGCAUCAAAGGCUUCAUAAGUCAGCUCCUGCCAAACGUGUUCAAGUCCCAUGCAUGGGGGAUUCUGCACACGCUGCUGGAGAUGUUCAGUUACAGGAUGCACCACAUCCAGCCUCACUAUCGCGUUCAGCUGCUCUCGCACCUCCACUCGCUCGCCGCUGUCCCACAGACCAACCAGAACCAGCUGCACCUCUGUGUGGAAAGUACAGCUCUGAGGUUAAUCACAGCGUUGGGGAGCUCCGAGGUGCAGCCACAGUUCACACGGUUCCUCAGCGACCCUAAGACCGUACUAUCAGCCGAGUCGGAGGAGCUGAACCGAGCUCUCAUCCUCACCCUCGCCCGGGCCACACACAUCACCGAUUUUUUCACGGGUUCUGACUCCAUCCAGGGAACGUGGUGUAAAGACAUUCUACAGACCAUCAUGAACUUCACACCUCACAACUGGGCCUCACACACACUGAGCUGCUUCCCCGCCCCUCUGCAGGCGUUCUUCAAGCAGAACAACGUUCCUCAAGAGAGCCGCUUCAACCUGAAGAAGAACGUAGAGGAGGAGUACCGCAAGUGGAAGUCCAUGACCAACGAGAACGACAUCAUCACUCACUUCUCCAUGCAGGGAUCUCCGCCACUCUUCCUCUGCCUGCUCUGGAAGAUGCUUCUAGAAACCGAUCACAUCAACCAGAUCGGCUUCAGGGUUCUGGAGAGAAUCGGGGCCCGCGCUCUCGUUGCACACGUCCGAACGUUUGCCGAUUUCCUGGUGUACGAGUUUUCCACAUCUGCGGGCGGUCAACAGCUGAACAAGUGCAUUGAGAUUCUGAAUGACAUGGUGUGGAAGUACAACAUCGUCACUUUGGAUCGUCUGAUCCUCUGCCUGGCAAUGAGAAGUCAUGAAGGCAACGAGGCUCAAGUGUGCUACUUCAUCAUCCAGCUCCUCCUUCUUAAACCCAAUGACUUUCGCAACCGUGUCAGUGACUUUGUCAAAGAGAACGCUCCGGAACACUGGCUACAGAGUGACUGGCACACCAAGCACAUGUCCUACCACAAGAAGUACCCAGAGAAACUGUACUUUGAAGGGCUGGCAGAGCAGGUGAACCCACCCAUGCAGCUCCAGCCACAGUACCUGCCCAUCUACUUUGGGAAUGUAUGUUUACGCUUCCUGCCCGUCUUUGACAUCGUCAUCCACCGCUUCCUGGAGCUGCUGCCAGUCUCCAAGUCCUUGGAAACACUUUUGGACCACUUAGGGGGAUUGUACAAGUUCCAUGAUCGGCCAGUGACGUACCUCUACAACACCUUGCACUACUACGAGAGGCACCUCCGUGACCGCACCAAUCUUAAACGCAAGCUUGUCCAUGCCAUCAUGAGCUCUCUGAAGGAUAACCGCACACCCGGGUGGUGCCUCAGCGAGACCUACCUCAAGUUUGGCAUGAACCCCCGUGAGGACAACAUCUGGGUCCCUGACGACACCUACUACUGCAAACUCAUCGGACGUCUCGUAGAUACAAUGGCAGGAAAAUCUCCAGGCCCUUUCCCAAACUGUGACUGGCGGUUCAACGAAUUCCCAAACCCAGCAGCACACGCGCUUCACGUCACCUGUGUGGAGCUGAUGGCCCUCGCCGUGCCAGGAAAGGAUGUGGGAAACGCACUGCUGAAUGUAGUGCUCAAGAGUCAGCCACUUGUUCCCCGGGAGAACGUGACCGCUUGGAUGAACGCGAUCGGCCUGAUCAUCACCGCUCUACCUGAGCCGUACUGGAUCGUUCUACACGACCGCAUCGUUAGCGUGAUUAGCAGCCCUGUGCUAACCUCGGACACAGAUUGGGUUGGUUAUCCAUUCCAGCUGCUGGAUUUCACGGCCUGCCACCAGUCGUACUCUGAGAUGUACUGCAGCUACGUGCUAGCGUUAGCACACGCCGUGUGGCACCACUCCAGCAUCGGACAGCUUUCUCUCAUUCCCAAGUUUCUCUCGGAGGUCCUGAAGCCGCUGGUGAAAACAGAAUUCCAGCUGCUCUAUAUCUAUCACCUGGUUGGUCCGUUCCUACAGCGCUUCCAGCAGGAGAGGACACGCUGCAUGCUCGAGAUUGGGGUAGCGUUCUAUGAGAUGCUGCAGGCUGUGGAUCACCACAGCAAGCAUCUGGCCUAUAUGGACCCCAUCUGUGACUUCCUGUACCACAUCAAGUACAUGUUCACAGGAGACAGUGUCAAAGACCAGGUGGAGAAGAUCAUCUGCACGUUGAGGCCAGCCAUGAAGCUCCGCCUCCGUUUCAUCACCCACAUCAGCAAGUUGGAGCCCGCCACAGCCGUCGUCACGGCGACGUCCGCCUCUCAGCCCACCACAGUGUCUUCUCCCACUCCUCAACCUGGAACUGGACCUUCUAGUAUCCCUCUCUCUGUUUCCCAGUGAUCCUCCAUGCUGUAACGUUCUCCUGUAACCUUCUGCCAUCGAUUUAAUAUCCACCACAAUGACAUUUUCCAUCGCUGUUCAGUUCCCCUAACAUCUCCACGCUCACAUGCUCACUCAGCCCUGUCCUAGUCAGCAGGUAUAUAAACGGUCGAUCCAAGCAAGUUCUUUCAGCGCACUGUAAAAGAAGUUUUUCGAACAUUUAUGAUCUGAAGAAAAGGAAAAACAGUCAAAGCCGUAACCAGGCUAAAGAAUCGAGGCCGACUUCACGAGAACGAUUCACUCUAUUUAAAAGCCAGAUUGAAUCCAAGCUGUUGGCAGAAUACGAGUUUCUAAUUCGCAAGCAAAAUGGACCCUUUCUUUCACUGAAGCUUGGCAAGAACUCGUACAAUCCUUGUGGAAUUCAUGGAAUCCUCGCCAGAUUGUUUAGCUGUGUUUGAUAAUCUGUUCACUCUCUAGCUGUGAAGAUGAGUUCAUCAAAAGUGUACUUCUUCCAAAACGGUUGCUAAUAACGAUGAUGUCAGUCAGAACACAUCGUUUAGCUUAAUGCUAACAUGUUUGCAUGUCUGGGUGAACUAUUCAUCUUUAAUUAAGGAUAUAUUAGAAAGUGGUGUUAGCCAUCUACGGACAUUUCUAAAGACGAUGCUCUUUUUUUUGUGUAUGUAUUUGUUUUUUGUUUUUUUAAUAUAAAGCAUUUUUGAAAUUUCUAAGCA
Molecule: messenger RNA, 5008 nt
Organism: Tachysurus fulvidraco (yellow catfish)
Lineage: Eukaryota; Metazoa; Chordata; Actinopteri; Siluriformes; Bagridae
Gene: med23
Product: mediator complex subunit 23
Exons: 30
Coding region: 138-4298 (1386 amino acids)
Biological process (GO): regulation of transcription by RNA polymerase II; positive regulation of gene expression
Cellular component (GO): transcription regulator complex; mediator complex
Source: RefSeq, a predicted model, not a curated record